Molecule: messenger RNA, 4462 nt
Organism: Cucumis melo (muskmelon)
Lineage: Eukaryota; Viridiplantae; Streptophyta; Magnoliopsida; Cucurbitales; Cucurbitaceae
Product: pentatricopeptide repeat-containing protein At1g18485
Exons: 5
Coding region: 321-3299 (992 amino acids)
Biological process (GO): RNA modification
Molecular function (GO): RNA binding; zinc ion binding; protein binding
Source: RefSeq, a predicted model, not a curated record
AAAAUGUUGUUUGAGAUGUGAAAACAAUAGACUAACUUAAUUUGUGGAUGCUGUUUCUUCGAAGCUUCGAACAAGAGUGCAGGUAAGAAGAGAAUAGAGAGAGCGCCGCUAAUGAGGAAAAAGCACUAUUGCUGCAUAGUUAGUUGAAUACAUGUUUAGUAUUAGAACAAAAAUAGAAAGAGUAUGAGCACACAAACACGAAUAACAAGAACAAAAUGUUUUAGUUCAUCCAUCAUCUUCAUAAAAAUCUAAUACACUGAAUUUUGAACUCAAUUCUUGACACUCACAUGUAAUAAUUUCCAUCAAGAAGCCUCUCUUCAAUGGCUGUGGUGGCGCCGCUAUUCUCCGGCCGCCACCGCUCUCCGAUCAUGUAUAAACCAACUCCAACUCCAACUCCCACUCCCACUCCCACUCCCAUAUCAAUUUUCAAAAAUUCCCUUCUUUCAACUUCAACUCCAAAGUCUUCGUACUUCUUUGUCUCUCCUCGAACUCAAACCCAUCAAUCUCGAUCCAUCAACCCGGUUUCUCAGCUCUCACUUCUCGAAGAGAUUUCCAAGCUUUGUGAAGCGGGCGAUCUCAAUGGAGCUCUCGAUUUUCUUCAGAGAGCCUGGAAGAACAAUGCUGGCUAUGAUUUGGCUCAGAGAAAAGAGGCCAUGGGUAAGUUAUUGCAGAAAUGUGGGCAGUAUAAAAACGUCGAAAUUGGCCGGAAACUUGAUGAAAUGUUGUGCGUUUCCUCUCAGUUCAGCAGCGACUUUGUCCUCAAUACCCGUCUCAUCACUAUGUACUCCAUUUGUGGAUAUCCUUUGGAAUCUCGAUUGGUCUUUGAUCGUUUGCAGAAUAAGAAUUUGUUUCAAUGGAAUGCACUUGUUAGUGGGUACGUUAGAAAUCAACUGUACGACGAGGCAAUUCACACUUUCAUUGAGUUGAUAUCGGUAACUGAAUUUCAACCUGAUAAUUUUACAUUUCCUUGCUUGAUUAAGGCUUGUACUGGGAAAUGUGAUGUUCAUUUGGGAAAAUCGGUUCAUGGGAUGGUGGUGAAAAUGGGAUUGAUCAUGGAUUUGUUUGUGGGUAAUGCGAUGAUUUCACUUUACGGGAAACGUGGGUUUUUAGACGAAGCCGUCGAGGUGUUUGAUAAAAUGCCUGAACAAAACUUGAUCUCUUGGAAUUCGUUGAUUUGUGGGUUUUCUGAGAAUGGAUUUUGGCUGGAAGCUUAUAGGGCGUUUAGAAGUCUUCUGGAGAGUGGCGAUGGAUUGACUCCGGAUGUUGCUACAAUGGUAACUCUGUUGCCUGUGUGUUCAGGAGAAGGAAAUGUAGAUAUGGGAAUGAUGAUUCAUGGGAUGGCAGUGAAACUGGGGCUUGUUCAUGAACUAAUGGUGUGUAAUGCUUUGAUUGACAUGUACUCAAAAUGUGGUUGCUUAUCAGAAGCAGCGAUUUUAUUUUGUAAGAUUGAGAACAAAAAUGUAGUUUCUUGGAAUUCCAUGAUUGGUGCAUAUUCUAGGGAAGGAUUCGUAUUUGAAACAUUCGAUCUGUUGAGAAAGAUGUGGAAAGAAGAAAAAAUGACGGAAGUAAAUGAGGUCACCAUUUUGAAUUCGUUACCUGCUUGUUUGGAAGAAACUGAACUGUUGAGUUUGAAGGCACUUCAUGGAUAUUCACUUAGAUUUUCGUUUCAAUACGAAGAAUUGAUAAAUAAUGGGUUUAUAGCAGCCUAUGCAAAGUGUGGAUCGUUGGUUUCUGCUGAACACGUCUUCUUUGGAAUGAAUACGAAGUCAGUGAGCUCUUGGAAUGCAAUCAUUGGUGAAUAUGCUCAAAAUGGUGAUCCGAGAAAAGCUUUAGACUUUUAUUUUGAGAUGACACGUUUGGGCAUCCUUCCUGACGACUUUAGCAUUGUUAGCCUACUAUUGGCUUGUGGCCGUUUGGGACAUCUACAAUAUGGCAAAGAGAUACAUGGAUUUGUGCUAAGGAAUGGGUUAGAGAUGAAUUCAUUUGUUGCUGUCUCCUUGCUAUCACUUUAUUUCCAUUGUUCUAAACCUUUCUACGGCAGAACUUGCUUUGAAAGGAUGGAAAACAAAAACUCAGUGUGUUGGAAUGCGAUGCUUUCUGGUCUUUCUCAAAAUGAACUUCCAAACGAAACACUCUCUUCGUUUCGUCAAAUGCUUUCUGAAGGACUUGAACCUGAUGAGAUUACCAUAGUGAGUGUUCUUGGGGCUUGCUCACAGCUAUCAGCUCUUGGUCUUGGAAAAGAGGUUCAUUGCUUUGUCUUAAAAAACAGUCUAAUGGAAGACAAUUUUGUUGCUUGUUCGCUCAUGGACAUGUAUGCCAAAAGCGGCUUUUUGGGACAUUCUCAACAAAUAUUUAACGGGUUAAAUGACAAAGAAGUGGCUUCAUGGAACGUCAUGAUUACAGGAUUUGGUGUUCAUGGACAAGGUAACAAGGCCGUGGAGCUAUUUGAGGAUAUGCAAAGAUCAAAUAAGCAACCUGAUCGGUUCACUUUUCUAGGAGUUCUUCAGGCAUGUUGUCAUGCUGGAUUGGUGUCAGAGGGGAUGUAUUAUUUAGCUCAAAUGCAAACUUUGUACAAACUAGAGCCAGAACUCAAGCACUAUGCCUGUGUGAUUGACAUGCUCGGUAGAGCAGGCCGACUAAACGAGGCAUUAAACUUCAUAAACGAGAUGCCUGAAGAACCAGAUGCUAAAAUCUGGAGUUCAUUGCUCAGUUCUAGUAUAACUCAUGUUGAUCUAGAAAUGGGAGAGAAAUUUGGUGAAAAAUUGUUAGCACUAGAAGCAAACAAAGCUGAUAGCUAUAUUUUACUCUCUAACUUGUAUGCAACAGCAGGAAAAUGGGAUGUUGUGCGAAUGGUGAGACAGAAAAUGAAGGAUCUCAGUCUUCAGAAAGAUGCUGGCUGCAGUUGGAUUGAACUUCAAGGUAAAGUCUAUAGCUUUAUAGCUGGCGAAAACUCGAAUUCAAGUUCAGACGAGAUACGAAAGAUGUGGAAUAGACUGGAGAAACAGAUAGUGGAAAUUGGCUACACACCUGAUUGUAGUUGUGUUCUUCAUGAAUUGGAAGAGGUGGAAAAGAUAAAGAUAUUGAAGGGGCAUAGUGAGAAGCUUGCAAUUUCUUUUGGCUUCUUAAACACUAAAGAAGGCACCACAUUAAGAAUCUCCAAGAAUCUAAGAAUUUGUAGAGACUGUCACAAUGCAGCAAAGUAUAUAAGUAAAGCUGCUAAGAGAGAAAUUGUUAUUAGAGACAACAAGCGUUUUCAUCACUUCAAAAAUGGGAUUUGUUCAUGUGGAAAUUAUUGGUAGAAAGAAUUUCAUUACUAGCAACUAAAAAGAAUUUCAAGAUCAAAUUUUUAUCAAUGGGUUCCUCGGUAACUUAAAACGAAACUUCUACCCAUCAAACAAUGCAAAAAGAGAAAUUUUAGAUAGAAAAAUAUAUUUAUAUAUUUAGAUUCACCCAAUUAUUUGCAUUUCUUCCAUUUUUCUUUCUUUAAUUCCAUUUAACUUAAACCAAUAUUUUUUCUUCAAAAAUUUAAUCAAUCAACAAGAUGUACAUAAAUAUUGGACAACAAUUCCUUACAAACCUAUAGAUAACAAUAAUCAAACGAUAAUAUAAAAAAUUACUAAGACAAAAAAAUAAAAAUUUACUCUUAACAAAAAAAAAGUGAAUUAUAUUUGUUUGAAAAAUGAGGGAUAUAUUUUACUAAGUCUGUCAGCAAAUUUAGGCUAAAUUUUUUUUGUAGUUAUUCAUUUCUUUACAAUUCGAAGUUCCGUCGUCUCUAUGCUGAUACCAUUCGCCGUUCGGAAAAUCGGGAAGAUAGAACAGUGAUUUGUAGAGCGGCAUGCCGUCCUCUGCAUCAGCUCCGGCGUCUCCUACGUCGGCGUCUCAUUCACAGAAUUCUGCUACCCAACCUUCCCCUCGGAAAAACUUGGCUGAGGCUGCAAACAGUAAUGACGCCGAGGAGAAGAAACCCGAUUUGACAGAUCAAUUUGAAGAUUUUUAUAAUUUCAAUUCCAUUGAGAAGUACCAGAAAUAUGAAGCUGACUACGCUCAACGCCUAAUGGCCAAAUACUUCUCAAAGAAAAACCUCUAUGGAGGAAACAUCUUUGAAGAGAACACAACUGUCGACAAUGAGAUUAUAAAGUCGAGCAAGUGGCCUUGUACAAGGUCUUUCGCUGAUCCUUUGCAGGGUUUCGAAGAUCAUAGAAGCAGCUGUUCAACAUCCGCCAUGGAAAGCCACAGCGCCAUCUCAAAUGGGAAGCAUGCUGUGAAGAAAAAUGGAUGAUAUAAGAAUGAAGAAAAAUGGGGGUGGGACUUUGUGUAGCUUAGUGCAGGACUUCGGAUUUCGGGUAAAUUGCAAAAACCAUACCCCCUUUAACAUUUAACUGUAAAAAUCGAGACCUCAAACUUAUAUAAGUAUUAAAAUUAAACUCUCAAACUUAAAUAAUUAUUAUAAUUUCUACAAUUA